UUGUUAACUGGUCAUCUGGGUUCCGGAAAGGGGGUGGCGAGUUGUCAAUUCUGCAUUCCAGUGGAUUAUUUUCUUCAGCAAUUUUGUCUCGGUUUUCACACAGUUUUCCAGUGUUUUCCUGGUCAAUUGCAUUUCCUUCGUUUUCUGCAAAGUGGUAAUUUCGUGUAGACGGCCCAGAGUCCGCGAAAUUGCCUCCAGAAAUCCCCCAUUUAACCAGAAAAAAUUUUUGUGCUUUUAAUCCUUCGACGGGACGGUAUUUCAACUGAUAAUGACUGAGAGACAUACAUUUGGUGGGAAUUUGAAUCCCAUCACUUGCCAUGCCUGGAAUAAGGAUCGAUCUCAAAUUGCAAUAUCACCGAAUAACCAUGAGGUGCACAUCUACAAGAGAGAAGGUGCUGCUGAUUGGAAAUUGCUGGAUGUGCUGAAUCAGCACGAUUUGCGUGUGAUGGGGAUUGAUUGGGCCCCAAACACCAAUCGCAUUGUCACCUGUGCUGUGGACAGGAAUGCCUAUGUUUGGACUCAGGGAGAGGAUAGCAAGUGGAAGCCAGCUCUGGUGCUACUGCGUAUCAAUCGGGCAGCUACUUGUGUCAAGUGGUCACCGCUUGAGAAUAAAUUUGCCGUGGGAUCGGGAGCAAGGCUCAUUUCGGUGUGCUACUUCGAGCAGGAGAAUGACUGGUGGGUGUCUAAGCACAUCAAGAAGCCAAUUAGGUCUACUGUGACAUCCCUGGAUUGGCAUCCUAACAAUAUUUUACUCGUGGCUGGAUCCACGGACUACAAGGUGAGAGUUUUCUCUGCAUACAUCAAGGACAUCGAGAAGCAGCCUGAACCAACGGCUUGGGGCGCUAAAAUGCCCCUGGGACAGCUGAUGGGGGAGUUCAAGCACUCUGAACGUGGCGGAGGAUGGGUUCAUAGUGUGAGCUUCUCGGCCGAUGGGAAUAGAAUUUGCUGGACAGGACAUGAUGCUGCCAUUAAGGUGGCUGAUGCUUCCAAUGGGAUGCUCAUUACGAAGAUCCGGACGCCGUAUUUGCCGUUCCUCUGCUGUGAGUGGAUCUCACCGAGAUCCGUGGUCGUGGCUGGGCACAGCUGCAUGCCACUGAUUUACAGCAUUGGCGAUGAGAAUGAGAUCAGCCUCACGGCAAAGCUGGAUCAGACACAGAAGAAAGAAGCUGCGGGCCUCUCAGCCAUGCGCAUCUUCAAGUCUCUGGACAGGAAUUUGCGCACUGAGAAUACGGAUACCAGCCUCGAGUCUAUCCAUCAGAAUGCAAUUGCUUGCUUGAGGAUCUUCGGGGGCUCCAAGGCUUCCGUGUCCAGCAUCAGCACUUCAGGACUCGAUGGACAGCUAGUCAUUUGGGACUUGAACAGCCUCACGCGUUCCAUGCAAGGGCUCAAACUGUAAUCCGGAAGGUAUUUCCAAAGUCUGGGAAAGUUAGGAUUGUAUCCAUUUUAUUUCCAGAACUCUAAAUACAGUGUUUUCAAAUCAA
Molecule: messenger RNA, 1481 nt
Organism: Phlebotomus papatasi
Lineage: Eukaryota; Metazoa; Arthropoda; Insecta; Diptera; Psychodidae
Gene: Arpc1
Product: actin-related protein 2/3 complex subunit 1A
Exons: 3
Coding region: 269-1396 (375 amino acids)
Biological process (GO): Arp2/3 complex-mediated actin nucleation
Cellular component (GO): actin cytoskeleton; Arp2/3 protein complex
Molecular function (GO): actin filament binding
Source: RefSeq, a predicted model, not a curated record